CCGCCCCUCUCCCUCCCACCCCGCGGCGCUCGCAAACUCCUUUCUGGCCGCGGGCUGUUCCCCUCCCGCGCCCGGCGAGCGACGCGGCCGCGGCCCCCUCCCCCUUAUUCCCUCCCUCCCUCCCAUCCCCCUCUCCGGGACCCGCCGGACCCUGAGCCCAGGGUGACGCUCCCUGGCUCCCCAUCCCACCCCAGCAUCAUGCAUCGGACCACACGGAUCAAAAUCACGGAGCUGAACCCUCACCUCAUGUGCGCCCUCUGUGGCGGCUACUUCAUUGACGCCACCACUAUUGUAGAAUGCCUGCAUUCCUUCUGCAAAACGUGCAUUGUGCGCUACCUGGAGACCAACAAGUACUGCCCAAUGUGUGAUGUCCAGGUCCACAAGACCCGGCCGCUGCUGAGCAUCAGAUCUGACAAGACUCUCCAGGAUAUCGUGUACAAAUUGGUCCCGGGGCUUUUUAAAGAUGAGAUGAAGCGACGGCGAGACUUCUACGCCGCGUACCCGCUGACCGAGGUCCCCAACGGCUCCAAUGAGGACCGUGGCGAGGUCCUGGAGCAGGACAAGGGGGCCCUGAGCAAUGAUGAGAUCGUCAGCCUCUCCAUCGAGUUCUACGAGGGUGUCAGGGACCGGGAUGAGAAGAAGAGUCCCCUGGAGAAUGGGGAUGGGGACAAGGAGAAGCAGACUGGAGUGCGCUUCCUCCGAUGCCCGGCUGCCAUGACCGUCAUGCACCUGGCCAAGUUCCUUCGCAACAAGAUGGACGUGCCCAGCAAGUACAAGGUGGAGGUGCUGUAUGAUGACGAGCCCCUGAAGGAGUACUAUACGCUCAUGGACAUUGCCUACAUCUACCCCUGGCGGCGGAACGGCCCCCUCCCCCUCAAGUACCGCGUCCAGCCGGCCUGCAAGCGGCUCACGCUGCCCACCGUGCCCACCCCAUCCGAGGGCACCAACACAAGCGGGGGCUCCGAGUGUGAGUCCGCCAGCGACAAGGCUCCCAGCCCCGCCACCUUGCCGGCCACGUCCUCCUCCCUGCCCAGCCCUGCCACCCCCUCCCACGGCUCUCCCAGCUCCCACGGGCCCCCGGGCCCCCACCCAACCUCCCCCACUCCUCCUGCCACAGCCAGUGGGGGGCCCGCCAAUGCCAACGGGGGCACCUCGAACUGCCUGCAGACUGCGUCCUCCACCAGCAGGGGGCGCAAGGUGACUGUCAACGGCGUGCCCGUGCCCCCCUUGACUUGACCCUCCCUCCUUGGCAGCCCCCUCUCCACUUUACUUUUUCUGGGUCCCUGUUUUCCACCACUUCUACUCCCCAGUUUUUCCCACCUUAGGGUUGGGAGGCGGGUUUUAUAAAUAAAUCUAUCUAUCUAUCUAUAUAUAUAUGUAUAUAGGAAAAACCAAAUACACAUACUUAUUUUCUAUGGA
Molecule: messenger RNA, 1419 nt
Organism: Cavia porcellus (domestic guinea pig)
Lineage: Eukaryota; Metazoa; Chordata; Mammalia; Rodentia; Caviidae
Gene: Pcgf2
Product: polycomb group ring finger 2
Exons: 10
Coding region: 199-1236 (345 amino acids)
Biological process (GO): negative regulation of transcription by RNA polymerase II
Cellular component (GO): PRC1 complex
Molecular function (GO): promoter-specific chromatin binding
Source: RefSeq, a predicted model, not a curated record